Argiope bruennichi is the source of this 1030-nucleotide messenger RNA. RefSeq lists its product as uncharacterized. The transcript is spliced from 3 exons. NCBI's taxonomy places the organism in Eukaryota, Metazoa, Arthropoda, Arachnida, Araneae, Araneidae. The coding region runs from base 368 to 1030 and encodes 220 amino acids. The record is from RefSeq and is a predicted model, not a curated record.
UGUAAAUUAAAGGAUGCUUAGGUGUGGAUGAAAUUUUAAAAUAAUAUUGCAAUGACAAUUUCUGGCGACGCAGAGAGAGUGGAAAUUGAUAGCACGUCACAUAUAAGCUUUGCACUGGGGAUGUGCGAAAAGCUCCACAGCAAAUCAUUGAAGAAAGGGCUUCCUAUAUUCAGCAGUACUUCGAGAAGGAAGAUGUUCUACUGAAUCCUGCUGAAAUAAAAAAAAAUCCAGGGAGACGGCAAGUUGCCAAACUUGCACUGAAUAGCUUUUGGGGGAGGUAAAGUAUUCUAUUUUUUAAUAAACUGUAAUUAAUAAACUAUUUGUGUUUGUGUAGUUAGCUAAUCAUUUUUUUUCUUCUAGGUGAGGAAUGAACAUCAACAAGUGUCACCUAUCUUAUGUCGAUAGCUUACCUGCAUUUAAUAAGAUGUUAGCUGAUCCUACAAAAAAUGUAAAGGACGUCUACUUGCCAACACCAGAAGUGGCGGCUAUUGUGUGGGACAGCAAAAAAGAAUUCAUUCCCCAGGACACUGGCACCAAUAUUUUCUUGGCGGCUUUCACUACAGCUUGGGCUCGGCUGAAGCUGUAUUCAGAGAUGGAUAAGCUUGGAGAAGCUGUUCUGUAUCAUGAUACAGACAGUAUUAUCUACGCUAGUAGUGGUGACAAUGACCCUCCACUCGGAAAUUUUCUGGGAGAUUUCACAGACGAGUUGGACGGUGAUGUAAUCACUACAUUCAUCUCUGGAGGGCCCAAAAAUUAUGCAUAUGAAACUGCGAGUGGCAAGACAUGCUGCAAAGUUCGGGGUUUUACCUUGAACUUUAAAAAUAGCUUAGCAUUAAAUUUUCACUCGAUCAAGCAUAUUGUAUGCAGCUUGGACCGAAAGGACAGCAUACUGUUCGAUGAUGCCGCCAAGAUAACGAGAGACGCGAAAAGAAGGAAAGUCUUCAACGCGAAGCAAAAUAAACUGUAUAGGAUGGUUUACAACAAGAGGGUUGUAAAAGAAGAUCUUUCUACCAUACCCUAUGGAUUUUAA